Messenger RNA from Hyaloscypha bicolor E, 3292 nucleotides. RefSeq lists its product as uncharacterized. The record is from RefSeq and is a predicted model, not a curated record. The transcript is spliced from 4 exons. Gene Ontology annotation, molecular function: protein binding. Lineage: Eukaryota; Fungi; Ascomycota; Leotiomycetes; Helotiales; Hyaloscyphaceae. The coding region runs from base 76 to 3201 and encodes 1041 amino acids.
AGUGAUUCAACUCGCGCGGGCCAGUCUCGGCUGCAUCAAGACUGUGUUAAAGAAGCCGCUGCGGGCAAUCGCAGAAUGUCCGACGAUCAUCCAACAACACUCAUGAGAUCUCUGGAAAGUACUGUUGAACGGAUAGAGGAUACACCGGAGGACGGUUUUACAAAAAGUGCUGACAGGGGAAAGGGCAAAGAGGUUGAUCGAGGCAGGACGCUGGAGCGGGGCUCAAGAUACCCGAAUCCUCUCGAAAAAGCCGAAUCCAGACCCCGCAAGUACGAUCCUACCAUUGAACUUGAUGUGCAGGCAAUCGAAAAACGACAAAUAAGCCGCAGCAGUACGUUCUCGAAUUUCGAAGAUCCCAAGGAUCCAUGUGCUAUCUUGGAGGACAAUUUGCUCGAACCUUGCCCGCGUCUUUCAAUUCGUAACUCGGUUUCGGAGGUUCUCAGUGCCUCAGAGAGCUCAGAUUCUCUUCCGGGUGGUUUGAUCCAUGGUAACACAUGGAGCUUUUUCGAAACGCCAGGCCUCAAUCAUCCACGCCCGGCUCGGACUCUCACCACUGUCUUUAGUGACUGCCAUCCUGUCUAUCCCGCGCCUGUUUUGCCUCCCGAGAGCCUUCCAAAGAGUCGUCCAGACAUUGACCAACUCGAAAAUAUAGCCACCUCAUCAUCUACGCCUCUAUGGUCGACCUCAGAAGGAACCCCAAAUUUAAGAGCAGUUGAUCUGAGUCAAGCAUCUCGACUACCCACGGAGAUUCUUCAGCAGAUAUUCUAUAACCUGGCACCUGCAGACUUCAAUUCUGCUAGACAUUCGUGUCGAUCAUGGUUAAUCAAAAGUCUCAAUCGCUCACUGCUUGAGACAAUGUUGAAGCGAGCAGGAUUCUCAAAUCGAAUCGUCCCGCCCACGGUAGAUCAACAUGAUGAUGCCGGAGAUGGUAUCAGUAUCGAGUGGUCGAUGAGCAAGACACUUGCCCUAGAAUGUGCACUCGGUCCAGACUGGACUGGUAAUGGCCUUGCAAGAGAUUGCACAUCGGAAUCAUCAGACUCUGCCUUCGUGGAGACUUCCAGGGUUGACUUCACCGAAGUCGCGGUAGACUAUCCAGGACAGCCACUUUCGGUUGGAACGAUCUUUACCAUCAGCAGCUGUAGCAGAUUCUUGAUGGUUGCCAAUGGCUGCUUGGUUUACCUGUACGAACUGAACCGCUCGCACAAAAUUACCGCAGGUGAGUCGAUUAUUAGUGCUGGUGCAUUGCGUCCAGUGACGAGUAUCAUCUGCCCUCAUCGGGUCCUUGCAUGCAGCAUGGACACUUCCUCCAACAGAUAUGCAGUUGCCAUUCUCCUUGAUGGUCGUAUGGGGCUCGUCUGCGACAUCAAUACCUCCUGGGCAUCAUCUCCUGCUCCCGCUACUGGGCCAGGAACGAAUGCCAACUCCGUAAAUGUCCAGAGUCCAGAUAGAUCUUCCGAGACUGGAGUCCGCGGAACAUCUUUCUUAGACAGGGUAUCGCUCAGAACCUCCGCUUGGACGGCCAACCCAAACCAUCAGAGCAAGGAACCACCGUUUGUCUUUCCUGGGAUCGCAACUACGGGUCCAAAUUUUGCUCCCGUGAAUCGAUCUGACUGGCAGGAUGUGUUCAGUGAUGAUAUACCGGACCACACUCGUACAGCUGGACCAAGUUCACGGCAUGGAUCACUUCCCCGUGCACAUGCCAUCAGUCCUGAGGGUGAAAUGGAGCAUUCUUUCGCGUCUGAUCAAGACCGACAGCCAAAUUUCAUGCCUAUCGAAAAUGGGCCGCGUUCGCUUUAUCGCAAUCUAUGUUCUGACGAUGAUCCUCCACGCUCGGUAGCAAUAUGUCCCCAACGGCGUUGCGUUGCUUUUGGCUGUUCCUCUGGGAUUGAAUUGCACUGGGUAGAUGCGCUUACUGGACAGGACCUCAAUAGAUGGUUUCCGCUUACAGCGCCAAGCGAUUUCUUGUUCUUUCUGCCGCCAAGAAAGAGCAUUGAUUCAGCAAAAAAGUUGAGGCUGAUUAGCAGUGCUGCAAGACCGGGCGAAAGACCAGCAAUUGUGGAAAGACCAUUUGGUACCCGCACCAAAAGCAGUCCGUUUUGGGAGAGAUUUCCAGUGGUGCUGGGACAGUUCGACAAUAGUUCAGACGCAGACCUGAUCCAAGGCUCUCUCUCAAGACUCAGAGGAGACGCCGGCAGAAGCUCGUUGACAGGACGUAUGGAUUGUUCUGAUCACUACCGCGCGAUCCCGCUCAGCGAUGGAUACCACAUCCUGUUCACAGAUCCCAGUACUGGAUUGCUGUGUCUUGGCAGUGACGCACCUGUUGGCGGACCCACCAAAUUGCUCCGGAAGAUAUGGUUCCAAGGUCCGAAAGGGGAGGGCAGUCCUCUUACUUACGCGGCUGGUGCGAACUUGAGCUGUGGGGUCCGAAUUGUUGCUGCAUUCGGCAAUGGGACAGAGCAAGCUAUCUGGUUAUUUUCUGUCCCAAGGGACGUCUUUGCCACCAACCAAGGUGGCCAAUCCCCAUUGAGUGCCUCUUCUUACUUGAGAUCCAAGUCCGGCCAGGAGAACUCAAACUCGGAAUGGAUCAACUGGUGGCCAGAUGAUGGGCUGCAGGAAUGGCUCAACUACGCACGAGAUCCGGUAGCUGGUAUUCUGCCUCGAAGUGUAUGGCCGGUCAAAGUUCGUGGUCAACAGAUUGGCACUUGCAGUGGUUUAGUCGAUCUUACAAUUGACUCAGGUCCCGACAUGACCAUCUGGGCUUUCAGUAAGCACGGUAUAGCAACUGUGUGGAAUAUCGAUGUUGGGAGAAACGAGGCCGUCAAAAGACAAUGCGUUAUGAGGGAUGGUACUGUUCGAGAGAUUGACAGUGACGGCGACGUCGAGAUGAUAGAUGCUCGAUCUCCAUCUCCUGACAUUCUUAAACAUCCCAAGCCACUCACCCAAGCGUCUUAUGAUGGGGCGGCAUUUUCUCCGACUAUGCAAGCCAAUCCAGUCUAUGAUUCAGAAGGGCAUUUGCUGAUGGACGAGAUGACUCAAUCACCACAAUUUGAUGACGAGGACAUAGAGCCCGCGGACCAAGAAAUAGUAGCAGACGUUUGGUGCCAUGGGGAUGGAUGGACCAACAGAUUGUUCCGAAGACCUGUGGUAGAUUUGGUGGAAGAGGUAACUGGUGUAUCUAGAAUUGACGUGGAGAUUCGAUGAAAGAAUGGAUGAUCGGGUUGGGGUCAGAUCGCACCAGAGGUUGCAGAGAGAAACCUAAACUCUUCUUUUCAUUAGAAUCAAUUGUGCCAGC